CGCUCGUCCCAGCAGCCGCAGCCGCAUUCCGCAACAAUGGACGGCGGAUUCCACCAUCGGUCGUCGCAGAAGCAGCAGAACAAGUCCUUCAAAUCGAAGCAUGCCACCAAGGGCCAAAUCAAGUCCCAGAACAAAGGCAAGGUCGAGAGGACUGCAGCCCACUCAGUGAAGAACAAGACCCGCACAAGACUGGAUCGCAAGAACCAGGCCCGACUGAUCCAGAAAAACAAGCGCGAUGAUGUCCUGUCGUCGAACCGCCUUUUCAUCGGAUCCAACAGUACACCCAAGAUUCUGGCUGUCGUUCCACUUUGCCCCGACACCGAUUCCGACUAUUUUGCCAAGAGUCUUUUUGAAAGCAUGGAGGUGGAGAUGCCAGAUACGCCCGGUCCACUGAAUCUGAUCCUCGAACGGUUUAAGCAAAAGCUCCAGAUUAUCCGUCUCAAGAGGAAUCUUUUGGAUAUCCUCGAUGCCGUCAAGGUCGCAGACUACGUUGUCUUCCUCAUGUCGGCCGAAGUCGAGGUUGACGCCUUUGGAGAUCUGUGCCUCGCCACAAUCAAGGGCAUGGCCGUCCCCCAGCCAGUCCAUAUUGUCCAGCAUAUUCCGAAAGUGCCUGCUAAGAAGCAGGAAGGGAUCCGAAAAUCCCUGAUCAGCUACAUGUCCCAUCACUUUCCUGGCGAGCCCAAAAUCUUCACGACCGAUACUCCUACCGAAGCAGUCAAUGUGAUCCGGUACAUCACCAGUCAACGACCCAAGGGAAUUGCAUGGCGAGACCGACAGGCUUACAUGCUCUGCGACUCAGUCGACUUUGAGUCUGGCGAUGACGAUGAGACUGGAACAUUGAAGAUUACUGGCUAUGUGCGAGGCUCCAAUUUCUCGGCCAACCGUCUGGUCCACUUGCAAAACUUUGGCGAUUUCCAGAUCACCAAGAUUACGGCCGCUACGGCGCCAGGCCAGCGCGACGUCAAUAUGGAUGCCGAGUCGACCGUUUUGGACAGUCCUGAUCCCAUCAACCAAGAGUCACUCGUGUCCGAAAACGACGUCGAUCCCAUGGAGGGCGAGCAGACGUGGCCCACCGAAGAGGAGCUUGCUGAAGCCGACGAGCGCGUCAAGCUCUUGACCUCAGAGCAAGGCCAGAGGAAGAAAAAACUCGUCCCCAAAGGCACCUCUGCUUAUCAAGCAGCCUGGAUUGUUGAUAAGAACGACGAAGAGGAUGAUGAAGACGAUGACGACCAAGAUGGCAGUGACAGCAAUGACGACGAUGACAACAUCAUGGCGAGCGACGAUCAGUGGGCCAGUGUCAAGCUUGGCAACACCAACGAAAUCUCUGAUGAUGACGCAUCUGAAGAGUCGGUUGAGUAUGAGGAAGUCGAUGUCGAAGACAAGGAUGCACUGUUAGAUGCCGAGUUCAACGAAGAGCAGGAAAACGCCGACUAUCUGAAGCAUUUGGAGAAGCAACGUCAAUCGCGUGAGGAUCUCGAGUUCCCUGACGAGGUGGAUACUCCACAGCACAUUCCUGCGCGUGUCCGCUUCCAACGCUACCGCGGCCUCAAGAGUUUCCGGACUUCGCCAUGGGACCCCUACGAAAAUCUGCCGGUCGACUACGCGCGCAUUUUCCAAUUCGAAAACUUGCGAAGAACCAAGAAGCGUGUCUUCCAGCUUGUGGACUCGGAGCUGGACGGCGUUGUUGUGGGCAUGUAUGUUACUGUCCAUCUGGCCAAUGCCCCACGCAAGGCGAUUGAUACAUACGAUCCGGCCCGCCCUUUCGUCGCCUUCACGAUCCUGCCACAUGAGCACAAAAUGUCGAUUCUCAACUUUUUGGUUCAACGCAACACCGAAAACACGGACGCCGUGAAGAGCAAGGAUCCGGUGGUGAUCCACUGUGGCCUGCGCCGUUUCGUAGUUUCGCCCAUCUACUCGAGCGCAAGCCGAAACAGCACCAACAAUGUUCAAAAGUUUGAACGGUAUUUGCAGCCUGGCAGCAUCAGCAUCGGCACCGUGUUUGCCCCGAUUCAAUUUGGGCCGGCACCUUUGCUGAUGUUCAAGUAUGAAGAAGGCAUGGGCCAAACUCCUGACAAACCGCCAACACUGCUUGGUGUUGGUUCUGUUGUUGAUUGCGAUACCAAGCGCAUCAUCGCCAAGCGCAUCAUUUUGACGGGCCACCCCUUCAAGGUCAAUAAGCGCUCUGCAGUGAUCCGGUUUAUGUUCUUCAAUCCCGAGGACAUUGCCUGGUUCCGACCCAUUCAGCUCACGACCAAGAUGGGCCGCAAGGGCCAUAUCAAGGAAUCUCUCGGAACUCACGGUCACAUGAAGUGCGUCUUUGACGGACCGCUCAAGAGCCACGAUACUGUUUGCAUGUAUCUUUACAAGCGAGUCUUUCCCAAGUGGACCACCAGGCUAUAUAUCGACGGCACCAUCACGAGGGAACAAGACGUCAAGGACGACGAAAUGCAGAUUUAGUUUGGCAGAGUGAAGCGGAACACCGCCUUUUAUUCUAUUGUGCUUUGCUGGUUGGAAAUACAGCUUGCUUAGAAC
Messenger RNA from Polychytrium aggregatum, 2532 nucleotides. RefSeq lists its product as uncharacterized. The record is from RefSeq and is a predicted model, not a curated record. The transcript is spliced from 11 exons. Gene Ontology annotation, biological process: maturation of SSU-rRNA from tricistronic rRNA transcript (SSU-rRNA, 5.8S rRNA, LSU-rRNA); endonucleolytic cleavage of tricistronic rRNA transcript (SSU-rRNA, 5.8S rRNA, LSU-rRNA); ribosome biogenesis. The coding region runs from base 37 to 2457 and encodes 806 amino acids. Lineage: Eukaryota; Fungi; Chytridiomycota; Chytridiomycetes; Polychytriales. Gene Ontology annotation, cellular component: preribosome, small subunit precursor; nucleus. Gene Ontology annotation, molecular function: U3 snoRNA binding; GTP binding; GTPase activity.